Molecule: messenger RNA, 2721 nt
Organism: Chara braunii
Lineage: Eukaryota; Viridiplantae; Streptophyta; Charophyceae; Charales; Characeae
Source: the annotation of a GenBank genome assembly
AGGCGAGACCUCCUCGGAAGAGCAGCCAGGGGGGAAGAUCUGGCGGUCGUGGCGGCGGCCGUGGUGGCGCAAGAAAAGGUAAGCAGGUAGUGAGGGCAGAAGAACUGCGGGACUCAGGGGAUGAGGGCGAGGGAGUGGGCCCUCGCAUGCCUGACGAUGGUGAUGAACCGCUUCAGCACGCUGCGCCCAUCGACACGACACGUUGUUUCUUCCUCGAGUACGACGAGCGGGGUUUUGCUAAGCAAAAAAUCCUUCCUGUUCUUGUGGACGUCAUGAAAAUCAAACGCAUUCCCCGCGGGAAUAUUUUUUUCAACCACCGCUCUUUGUCUGCGAACAUUGUGCGAGGCAUCGUGAAUGCCAUCGAGAGUUCCAUCACCACGGAACCGAGGCCGUGGGAUAGGCCUGACCUCGUGCUUGCGCCGGUUGACCGCAACGACAUCGUUGGCGGGCAGGGUAGGCGAAUAACACCGACCGAAUUCUUCGAAAAAGACUCCUCGGAGUUCGAUUGGUAUGCUGUCUGUGGUCAGCAUACGGUCGAGGCCAUGAAGACAUUGGUAAAAAAGGGCUCUCCGGCAGUCGACAUCUAUGUUCUUCGCGCGUACUCUAAGGUGCGGGUUGUCUAUUUUGGAGAUGAGCAGACGCGAGGGUAUUUCAAUGUCUUCGCCUUCAACAACACGCGCGAAAAUCGGGGCAUGAUGUUGUCCUUCGAGGAUGCUGUCCGUGAUAUGAGGCAAUGGUGGAUCGAUAACCAUCGAAUCGAGGCCCCGAAAAGCAAGGUCAGCGAUAAGGAUGCGGUCGCCGUUGCGCACCAAAAGAAGUGGCAGAAUUUCUUAAGGGUCUUCAUGGGGAAGGCAUGCGACAACGCGUUCGUGAAGCAAGCGCUCGAGAAUGAGUACAGUAAGGAUUGGAGCAAUAAACUCUGUGGCUACAUGAACCUCGCCACAUCCACCGAGGCUGUGUGGCCACUGAUUGAGAAGUUCUUCGAGAUGUUCAACGAGGGGAAGCUGCCAGUUGGCGAUGGUAAAAUACCACUUGACAUGCCCAGUAGGAUGGAGGGGCGCCAGCCAGGCCCGUACACCGACGAGACGAAAGGGCAAAGAACAUUAUACCAUUGCAUAUACGCGAGAGAUGGUCCCAAAGGCUCCACCGUGUGGUGGAAGGAUCUCUGUCCUUCCUACUUCAAAAAUUUUGGGGAUUUGACGUGCCGCGAGAGGGAAGUUGCACUGCUGCUCCUCAUGAAAGGGAAGGUGGUCGCGACGAACUUCAAGUUCAUGCCUCCGAGAGUGAAUACGGAGUGCCUCCUCGACAUCAUGCGCAAGGAACGGUACAUGGUCCGUAUGUUCAACUACGUUGUUUUUCGCGCCGAGGGAAGGGCGGACGAUGAGUGGAAUGAUGCCUUCUUCAUGUCAUACAAGGACCUCGAAGACAGGGACAUGUUCCACAAGUUGGGGCCUAAGAGACUUAAGGUGUGGGAGUACCUGUUCCGCGAUAUGCCACAAGGACGACUUGACGGGAAAUAUAUAUACAGGAAAGCAAAGGCAACAGAGACCCUCAAACAUUAUCAUGGUGCUCUCACUGACACCUUUGAGACUUUUGUUGCUCGAUGCGAGAUCCUCAAGUUCGAUCUUUGCAAAGACCAAUUGACGUCCAAGGACUACGAGGAACUCGCGAAAUCGGGCGAUGGCUUUAACCCCGUCGACAGCGAGGAAGAUUCUUCGGACUCCGACUUCGAACUGGGCGAGGAUACAUGUGUUGAGGUUCCGCGCGGAGGAAUGGUGCAAGCUCAUGAUGACGGAACUGUCCAUUCGCACGAAGGGUCCAUCCCGGUGGCCGCCCCAAGCGUCGCCUCAAUGGUGGCCCCAUCGGAGACUACUGCAUUGCAAGACAAUGGAAAAUGCGGUGGCAAUGAAGAAGACGACAUUGAGAUACCAGGCGAGGCGUCGACGCUCCCACCAGGCGAUGCAAUUCCUCCAGGCUACUGUGCUGACCCGAACACGAUUUAUUUCUUGGAGGGCAAACACACCCACACAGGCGAGGACCAAUGGGGCCAUGACAUCAUAUGGCAUGAGGGCGUUUUACAGCCGAACAUCCAAGAUGGGGAGUGGAAGAUGGCAGUGAAAUACACAAGCGGUUGGAAGACUUUUCGUCGGAUGUCAAAGGACAUCUGGUUGAAAACGACGGAGCUCGCGAUCCUGCAUCGCGUGCUCGUCGAGAAUCCAGGGCAGAGCGAGGCCGCCAUCAAAGCCAAGGCCGAAGAAUUGUUUCAUGUCUUGCGCGACAAUAGGCAACUGGAGUACAGCAACAAAUUUUAUGCCCUGCGCUCGAGCCCCUCGUGCGGGUCAAUCAACUGGAAGGUUGAUCAAACCGCCAGAACCUUGGAGGGGAGCUGCUCUCAUGAUUUCAUGCCUUCGGCUGAGCCGGCCUCCGUGGCCGCGCAAGCAGGGCAUAGGGGAGAUGACGGGAUUACUGUUGUUGGGCCUCAAGAGGUUGACAUGACGUCAAUGCCGCAAAUAUCGAAAAAAUCCAUCUCGGUCGCCUCGGCACAAUCGUCCCCGGCCAUCGAGGUGUCAACGACGUUGCCGCCGGAUGCAGGUGCCACGUACGGGAGUUUAUUGAUAACAAAUGCUGCAAUGCAAGGCAAAUCCGAGAUCGAGUCAGAAUCUGAUGUUGGGCCGAGCGUGGCAGAGAGUCAGUUGUAACCGUCUUUAUGCACUGGCAAAG